This is a messenger RNA of Stylophora pistillata, 2498 nucleotides long. RefSeq names its product GTPase KRas. Lineage: Eukaryota; Metazoa; Cnidaria; Anthozoa; Scleractinia; Pocilloporidae. Gene Ontology annotation, cellular component: membrane. Gene Ontology annotation, molecular function: GTP binding; GTPase activity. The record is from RefSeq and is a predicted model, not a curated record. Gene Ontology annotation, biological process: signal transduction.
CUCACUUUCCAUGCGCGAUAUCUGUACCCGGCUUCGACCUCGAACGUGAGAAAAUAGGCACUUUGCUUUGUUAAAAGCAGACUAUAUAAGUGUGGAGAAAGAGGUCGUGGAUAGCUAGACGUUAAGCCAUGACUGAAUACAAACUGGUAGUUGUUGGAGCCGGUGGUGUUGGGAAAAGUGCGUUGACCAUACAACUCAUUCAAAAUCACUUUGUAGAUGAAUAUGACCCAACAAUUGAGGAUUCUUACAGAAAACAAGUUGUUAUAGAUGGGGAAACAUGUUUAUUGGAUAUUCUAGACACAGCAGGACAGGAGGAAUACAGUGCAAUGAGAGAUCAAUAUAUGAGAACUGGAGAAGGAUUUCUGUGCGUCUUUGCAGUCAAUAACAAGCGAUCGUUUGAGGAAAUCCAUGCAUUUAGACAACAGAUAAAAAGAGUGAAAGAUGCUGAUGAAGUCCCUAUGGUUUUGGUUGGAAACAAAUGCGAUCUUCAAAGGACUGUAAUGCCAACAGAGGCAUACGACUUAGCGACAAGUUAUGGAAUUCCAUUUAUAGAGACAUCAGCCAAGACAAGACAAGGUGUUGAGGAUGCCUUUUACACUCUAGUCAGAGAAAUUAGACGGGAUAAAGGAAAGAAGCCUGUCAAAACUCCCACAAAGAAGAAAAAAUGUAUAAUCUUGUAAUGACUUUUCAUUUUUUGUCUGUUCAGUGAACAGCUUGGUAAAUUUGGUCUCCUCAAAAUAUUCAACAUUUCAGGUCUCCUAGAAGUUUAUACAAAUCUAUCCAUGUUCAUAGUACCUGUUACACUUAAAACCAGUUAGUACUAGAAGGUAUUGAUGACGUGUACAUAAGCCUGAAUAUUCCUUUCAAGCAUUGUAAGCAGUGAUCCCCUUGUGAAAGUAACAAGUACCUUUGGAGAAAACUUAAAAAACAGAAUUUAAAUUGCAUGCUAGUAAAGAUGUUUGACCAGAUUGAAAAAGAGAGUGAAAGCUUUGUAGUAAUUUCACAGAGUACAUCUUAGAGGUGAUUUUUUCUUUAUUUGGAGCAGUAAGGUUCAUAACAGCUGAAUUUGACACAGUUCUUGUUGAGUAGUGUGACUUUUAGAAGAUUGAAAAAUUUAUUUAUUGAUACUUUAAAAGACGUUUGACCAAUAAUAAAACAGAACUGCUGCAUUUUUUUUUCUUUUUGGAGAUUUGAAGGCGAUAAAACAAUGUGUGUUACCAUUAAUUUUCUUACUGUGGAAGAAUGUGACUAUGAAUUUAGUGCACCAUAGAUCUGUCACUAGAAUUGACUCCAGAUUUGUGAACAAAUAAUUCCAUUUGCAAGUACAGGCCAGUGCUGUUUUUCGGAAGGAAUAUGUUGAUGUUGGGGAGGUUGGUGUGAAAGGUUUCUGCAGGUUAGAAACAUGUCACAGCAGAGGAUGAUUAUAGAUAAAAGAUUGAUAACCAGAAGCAUGUACUUGCAGAAUAUUACAUAAGAAUCGGUUUUUCCAUAGUUGGGUACAAUGAUUUUCCCUUGGGAUUAAAGGCUUUUAAGAGAGGGUUACUCGUAGGAACAUUUAUGGCAAUUACUAUUCAUCGUAGACAAAUUGAGUCAGGUUAUAUUCUGUGAUUUCCUGACCAUAGUAAUCAAAUGAGAGGUAUGAGCUAGUGGAUCAAUUUUUUUCUGGUUGUGCAACAAUUUUUGGGGCAUUAUUUCAACAGAAAACGUAAGAAAUGACAGCUUUCGUGCAAAUUCGAGGGGAAAAAUUUAAAUGUUUUCAGAAAUCUGUUAAAUAGAACAGUUUCAGAAGAGGGAGAAGUUGACACUUCCAAAAACAUCCAGCUAAUUUUACUGUAGUGGUCUCGUUGAUUUUGCCUGGAAGUACUCCACCCUCUACCCCCUCCCCCCCCCUACAACCAUUGUGUUGUCAGCAUGUGUGCCGAUUUUUAAUGGCUGUGUUUCAUUUAUGUGAUUGAACUGAUUGUGGGUGUCUACUCUAUCAGUACAGUAGACUGCUUAUCUUGAACUCAAACCUGUCAGGGCAACAGAGGAUUCAAUUUCGACCAUUUGGUCUCAAUUGGAGGUUGUUAAUUAUCAAGGUUCAUACCAGUGACCUGCAAGCUCCAAUAGGCUCAGCAGCUUCAGUGGCAAAGUUGUAAGAGAUGCUGGCUCAUCUCAAACAGCUUUACAUUGUGGCACCAAUGAGAGCUUCAUUCCAUAGUUAGUAACUACACUUAGUCUCAUAGCAUGAGGUUAGAUCUUGAGGGUAAACUGUACUUUAUUGCCUUUGUUCUUAAUGUUUGUUCUCCACUAACAAUACAUAAGUAUGGACUUGUAGAUAAGUAACAUUGCUUUAAUUGGUGUUUCUUUGUACCAUGUUAUGGUACUGUGUGUAUUUUGUUCCCUUUUUCUGCCUGGAAUGAAAUAGUUCUCCAUUUCCAAAAGAAGUUUUUCAUUAAUUUGCAAGAGUAAAGCAGUAAUUGAAAAUAAAAUAAAAUGAGAUUUCUUUCUUGUUUUUC